ACGUGCAUUCGCGGUUUCGUCGUCGGUGUCGAUAAUCGCCUUCGUCAAAAUUUAUUUUGCGAUUUUUGUCGCUAUUUUCGCGACCGCGACUCCGUGACUCGCGUCGCGCGCUUCCGGAACAUCGGAGCGCGAGCAUCAUCGUCCCUUUAAACGAACGCUCGGGAUCCGGUUUGUCAACCGCGUAUAUGUGUCGUCGAAAAAAAUUCACUUACCGGAAAAAAAAGAAUUAUAUACCACUGUGUGAAAGAGGAAAAUUGCACGAAUAACGCCAACAAUUUUACAUCCGAAUUCUAAAUUAUGGCACCGAAUGUAAAUCGAUCGUAGCGAGUUGUUCUCGAGAGUCUAAGAUUGCACGCGUUGGCAUGGUGAAGAUGUCAUACCCACCAUUGCCCAAUCUUGUACCCAUAAAGCCGUCUAACAUGUGUCUAAACAAAGUGACGAAGAUUGCUUUAGCAGAAGUGUUGCAAUCAGAUCCAGUAAAACGUCUUUUCAAUCAGCCAAACAUUAUUAUCAAGACAAUUCCUUUAAAGGAUAUAGUUUCAACAACUGAACUGGACAAGAAUAUAUUUGAUAAUAAAAGAAAUGGCAUUCAGAAUGCAACAACACUGAAUAAUGUGAAAUCACCUGCAAUGUCAAUAGUUCCUGUGAAGAUACCAGAUGAAGAAAAAGAGGAUGCUAAUCUUCUGCCUUCGAAAAUAGAGGACAAGAAAUCGGAAAUUUCUAUGUUACCUGUUAAGAAAAAAUUAUGUGGUCACUAUGAACCAUGUGAGAGCAUUGUUUGUGAUGUGAUGGUGCAGCAGUAUGUAGAUAAUGACAGAGUGUCGCCUAUGUUAGCAGUGAACAUAGAAGAGGAAGAAAUAAACGCACUGGUCGGAAAGCAUUGCAAAAAUCAACAUUGCGACGCGUUGAGCAUCGAUCAUAAUCGUUGUCGUCGAGCGUUAAUAAAGUUACAUAGAUGCGAUAGAUCUCGCGUGUGCGACAUUUGUGGGAUAACGCUGGAAGGAUCGCAAACUCGGAUAUAUCACAAGAAUUGCACGAGAAAGAACGAAUAUAGGCACAAUAAUGUUGAUAGAGUGCAUUUGCUAAAGGAGAGGAUGCGCGAACGUGAAUUGCAAAUUUUAGAAAUCGCAAAAAUGAAAAGAAACGAUUACUCGGAUCCCGUAAAAGCUAUGGAGACUUUGCGAAAGAACGAGGAAAUAAUAAUCAUUCCAAAAACAACGCCUAGUCAACAACCGAUUAUCACCAUAACUUCGAUACCCAGCACUCAAUCAAUCGGCACCAACGUAUCUAAUACUCAACCUAUCAAAAUUAACUCAGAAAAUAACUUUGCGAAUCUCUUUAGAGGUGUGCCGUUCACCAUUUCAUCGCAAAACACAUCGCGUCCAAUAGAGAGCAAACUGCAAUUGAUAAAUCAAGUUGCAUUUCCAAAUUUGCAGCAGAAAUCGUACGUGACAUCUACUUCGACUCCCACUUCCGUUCCUUCUACUUCUGCUCCAGUUACAUCUUUAAAGAAUAAAUUUGUUCGUCUCACAACUUGUCCAUCAACUCAAACCACCACUAUUCAGCCUUUGUCGAUAAACAAUUGGGUCGUGUCACCGUCACAUGUUUUAACGACCACACCGAUUCAGAGUAAAUCGAUCUUAACGCCGAUACGCGUGGUGCCUAUAACUAAUUUGAUAACCGCGCCGUCAUUGUUACAUCGGACGCAGGGUAUUCCCAAAUUCUGCAUCAUGGCGGAAAAUGUAGUAACGCCGGUAACUAUCCCACAGUCUCUUCAGCCUGCUAUUACAGCUGCUGCUACUACCACUAACACUGUUACAACGACUAUUACCACCUCUAAGGCAACCACAUCGCAACAAAAUGACGCUCAGAAAGUUCCGAUACAGCAGUUUUCGAUACAAAAGUUGCAAAACAAAGGACAAAAGCUAUUAAAGAAAAAGAAGACUUUUAUCUGCGACUAUUGUUCGAAACAUUUCAGCACUGACUGGUAUUUUAAAAUGCACGUCGCGAAGCAUAAGGGCGAGAAGCUUUUUUUUUGCGAUUUUUGUGACGAAUCUUUUAGCAAUAAGUACGACAUGAACAGACACAUGGCUAAACAACACGAUGGUCAAAGGAAGACAUUUAUACGCAAAGACAUGUGUACAAGAACAUUGUGUUGCGAUAAAUGUGACUUUACUUGCAAAUCAUUCGCUUUAUUUAGAACCCAUGCUGAAAUACAUAUGGCAUUGAGUUUCGAUGAAAACGACAAAUUGAAACAGAAGUUAAAAUCUUCUGAAGAAAAAAUAAAUCAUACAUCAGUACAUGAUUUAAAUGGACAGAAUGUAAAGAUAAUAGAUUGUCAGGAUACAUCCACUGACGAUGAUAUUGAAGAAACCGAAGAUAAUAUCGAAAGUAUAGUCGUCAAAAAACAUUACAAAGAUUUAUCGAUGAUUACUUAUGGAAACAAUAUAAGUGUGAAGAUGAAUGGAUUUAACUUCAUUGAUACAAUAGAAAAAAAUAUCGAUCCUAAAAAUCACAAACAAGAAUCUAUUACAUCGUGAUAAAAAAGCGUGCAAUAUAUUUUAUUUGUAAGAAAUACAAACUAGACGAUAUUUUUCCAAGUAUUACUGG
Molecule: messenger RNA, 2610 nt
Organism: Nylanderia fulva
Lineage: Eukaryota; Metazoa; Arthropoda; Insecta; Hymenoptera; Formicidae
Biological process (GO): regulation of gene expression
Cellular component (GO): nucleus
Source: RefSeq, a predicted model, not a curated record